AUGGAAGCUAAGACCAUUGAAGAAGGCGAGCAUGAAGAGAAGUUGCUGUGGCUAGAACUUGGCAAGAAGAUCACCUACUAUAAGGAGAGGGUUGAUCUCAGCCGUUUUGACAACGAUCCUCUAGUACUAGAUGCAGAGAAAGAUGUACGCAAAGUUCUUCUAAAAUGGAAGAAAGUGGAGAAGAGGAUUCGAUUCUUGAAGAAGAAGGAAAGGAAGGACUUGAAAGCGGUAGAAGAGCCGGAUGAAAAACAUGGGCGCGAUCGUAGCGUAUACGAAAUUUUGCCUCAAGCUGGAGAAAUAGUAAGUUUUUGUAAAAUUUUGUUACAAUUUUUAUAUUUACUUCCAAAUUUUAUUAAAAUUGAUUGAAAUGUCGCAUUUUAUAUUAAAAUUUUGAUUUUUAUUGAAAUUUAUUCUUUAACUUUGUGUUUCAGGUACCUGAGAAGCCAAAAGCAGAAGAACGUCACGGACGUGACAGAAUUAGCAUCUACCAAGUCAUGCCCAUCACAGACGAAACGACCGAGAAGAGGAAGAAGAAAACUCUUAAAGUAGGUUUAGUUAAGUUUUAAAAUUUUUGGUUAUUUUUUAGUUUGGCGAAAAUGUUCUUUCUAGCAUAAAAAUGGCAAACAUUUUUUUACAAAACAUAAAACUUCAAACCCGCAAAUAGAAAUAAGUGUAGUUAAUUCUAGUACAGAAAUGUUUUAGUUAUACUGGGACCAAAAUUAUACAUUUGUUUAGUAAUAUAAAGAUCAAAGUUAGGCUUGUUAGUUUUGGUGCUAUAUUUAUUAGCUUUUUCAGGUCCAAGGCGUUUUUAAGGCCGGUCGACGGAGGGGCAAGGUAAUGCAGUACGGUUCACACACCUACUACCAUACGUAUCAAAACAGGUACAGAUGUGUGGAUUAUUUUAAAGGGACAUCGCGGUGUAAAGCUGAAGCCGAAGUCACAAAAGCGGCGUAUGGUCAAAAUGAAUUGGCCCUGAUCAAGCCCUGUCGUCAACCACGUUGACGAGUGGUAGAAUCUUGUUACUGAUUUAUGUUUGAUUGGGAUAAAACUUGUCUCAUUUUAUGUGUCAUGUCUUUCUCUUUUAUUUUAUUUAUUUUCGAAUUGUUAAUUUGAGACAAUCCGUCUCGUCUUCGAUCUCAUGAUCGAACCUUGAUAUCUUCUGUCCUUGAGGCAUGAUUAUUUAUAUUGUAAAGAGACCUCCAAUCAGGAGAGCUCUCAGUUCUGAUAUUCUGAUAGUAUUAUUGAUUGUCGGAUAUAUAUCGAUUGUAUUCUGUGGUAUUUCGGUGGAUUAUUGUUGUGAUUGUCUAAUAAACUAUAAUUUACCGUGCCCGAUUCGAUACUUUAUUGAGGAAAGGUCUAGUUAUUGACUAGGACAGUUAUCUACUUGCUUGAACGGAUUAUCGAAGCUGGUACCCACUUGGCGUGGAGCAGCGAGGUCAGGGGACAACUCUGGUCAUUGACAGUGGUGUGGAUUCAUCGACGAUUGGACCUGAUCAAUCCGAUCCGAAAGCGGUUCACAACAAGCCCCACACCUGCAAUCAAAAGGAAUCGGCAAGUUUACAAGAUUGUUAAUUUACAGGAGUAUUUUUUAUUAUACUUGCCAAAAACUUUUUUUACAAAACAAUUUUAAACGAACGUAUAUUUUUUUCAGGAGCAAAAGUGACGUGGUAUGGAAGUUAGGUGGAGGAAUUUUUAUUGUUUUUUAUAAUUGUAAGUUAUUGCGUGGUCUUAUUAUUUUUUCUAUUUGUUGGUUCUUUAUUAUAUUAUAUUUGCUAAAUUUACUCAAUUUUGCGACUAAAGAGGUUUUAAAAGGUCGAUCAAUGAAAAUUUUAGGUACUAUAUCGCUUUAUUUACAACUUCAACUUAGUGCUAGACGUCGACAUGCAGAGAGGGAUACAUUUUGGGGUGGUAAAACAGUUGGGACUUUUACACCAGAGAUUGGUGACAGGAAACCUACUCAUCUUAUUGUACGUGCUGGAGCUGCUGGCUAUGUCUUGGCAAGUUUUUAAACAUUUUUAUCGUUUUUGUUUUAGGUGAAGGUGAAGAAAUUAUCAGAGAUUAGCUUGUUAACUUUUGGCAUGGCUUUUUAAAGUUUUUAAAUAGCUUCUGUAAAAAGUUUAAGAAAAUUAGGUAUCUAAAACAAUGUCAAAUCUUGGUUAGUUCUAACAUAAAAUCAAUUGAAAACAAACUAGACUAUUGUUUGAAAUAGUCUUCGAAGUCGUUCCUAAUGGGUUUUAUUUUUUUAAAAUUAAUGAAAGUUUUUAAACUACAAAUAUUUUAAGUUAUAUUAACAUAGGUCUAAUUUACAGGCAAAUCGUUUAACCGAGAAUCCGGAUAAUCUUGUACUUUUAUUGGAAGCUGGGCCAAAAGAUGAAUGGUAUAAUUGGAAGAUCCACAUGCCCGCAGCACUUAUGUACAACCUUUGUAACGAUAAAUAUAACUGGUAAGGAGUAAAUUGGCAUUUUUUACAAAAGUAAUUUAUUUUAGGUAUUAUCACACGAUGGCUCAAAAACACAUGGGCAACCGGGUAUUUUACUGGCCUAGGGGUAGAGUAUGGGGUGGAUCAACUUCAUUGAAUGCUAUGGCGUACGUUAGAGGGCAUCCUAUGGAUUCGAUGGGAAGCUGA
This is a messenger RNA of Bursaphelenchus okinawaensis, 2626 nucleotides long. The record is from the annotation of a GenBank genome assembly. Lineage: Eukaryota; Metazoa; Nematoda; Chromadorea; Rhabditida; Aphelenchoididae.